AUGGAUUACAUAAAAAGAAACACCAAAUUGGGGGUGAAAGUUGAUUUGAGGAAAGUAACAGGAAAUCGAACCGAUUCAAAAGGACUAUUAGAUCUUUUGUGCAAAACUUAUCAAACCAUGUUAGAUGAAAAAUCCAUCCCUCAUUUCGUCUUAGAUACAACAAUGACAGGGAUCGCAUCUGAAACCGUAAAAUCUUUCUCAAAAGCUUUACAAAUCCCAACAAUUUCCGGUUCGUACGGCCAAGAAGGUGAUUCCCGUCUAUGGCGAUCGUUAGAUGAAAAACAAGAAGAGUAUUUAAUUCAAAUAAUGCCACCAACUGACAUGAUCCCCGAAAUAAUCCGAACGAUUGUAAUUAAUCAAAACAUUUCAAACGCGGCGAUUUUGUUCGAUAAUUCUUUCGUAAUGGAUCAUAAAUAUAAAUCGCUCCUUCAAAACGUUCCAACUCGGCACAUAAUCGCGCAUAUCGUUAAUUAUUUUGUGUUGGCUCGAUUGGUUAACAUCAAAAAAGUUUUAGAUGCCGCCGAUGCGAUUAAUUAUUUCAACAGAAAGUUUGCCUGGCAUGCGAUUACUCAAGAUAAAGGCGAUUUAAAGUGUUGUUUUAACAUAAUUGAAGCACAAACGACUCAAAAUUUAAAUGUUAUUUAUGUAAACGAAGAAGACAACGAUGUAGCUGAUAAAUCAAUAGAAGUCGCGAUGGAUUACAUAAAAAGAAACACCAAAUUGGGGGUGAAAGUUGAUUUGAGGAAAGUAACAGGAAAUCGAACCGAUUCAAAAGGACUAUUAGAUCUUUUGUGCAAAACUUAUCAAACCAUGUUAGAUGAAAAAUCCAUCCCUCAUUUCGUCUUAGAUACAACAAUGACAGGGAUCGCAUCUGAAACCGUAAAAUCUUUCUCAAAAGCUUUACAAAUCCCAACAAUUUCCGGUUCGUACGGCCAAGAAGGUGAUUCCCGUCUAUGGCGAUCGUUAGAUGAAAAACAAGAAGAGUAUUUAAUUCAAAUAAUGCCACCAACUGACAUGAUCCCCGAAAUAAUCCGAACGAUUGUAAUUAAUCAAAACAUUUCAAACGCGGCGAUUUUAUUCGAUAAUUCUUUCGUAAUGGAUCAUAAAUAUAAAUCGCUCCUUCAAAACGUUCCAACUCGGCACAUAAUCGCGCGUAUUCAAGAUGUUUCCACGUUAAAAGAUCAAUUACAAAAUUUAAGAAAAUUAGAUAUCGUUAAUUAUUUUGUGUUGGCUCGAUUGGUUAACAUCAAAAAAGUUUUAGAUGCCGCCGAUGCGAUUAAUUAUUUCAACAGAAAGUUUGCCUGGCAUGCGAUUACUCAAGAUAAAGGCGAUUUAAAGUGUAAUUGUAGAAACGCUACGAUCAUAUUCGCGAAACCAACGUUGGAUCCGAAAUAUCAAGAUCGAUUGGGGAUUAUUAAAACUUCUUAUCAAUUAACUUCCGAGCCGGAAAUAACCGCCUUUUUUUAUUUUGAUUUGGCGCUACAAAGUUUUUUAGCAAUUAAAAACAUGAUUAACUCUGGUUCUUGGCCUUCCGACUUGAGUUUUAUUACUUGCGAUGAUUUCGAUGGAAAAAAUUCGCCUGAAAGGCCCGAUAUGAAUAUAAAAAGCUUUUUUUAUAAAGACUCAACUGAAUCCCCGACUUAUGGAUUGAUUACUUUGUCUCAAAAUGGGCAUAGUUUUAUGGAGUUUAGCAUGCAGUUAUCAUCGGUGGGUGUUCGAAGUGGCUCUUCGGAUAAAUCGGUUUUAUUAGGUUCGUGGAAAGCUGGAUUUAAUAAUAAUUUAUCGUUAAUAGACGCGCAAGUUAUGCAGAAUUACACAGCUGAUAUAGUUUAUCGUAUUUCAACCGUAAUUCAAGCUCCUUUUAUAAUUGAAGAUCCGGAUUCUCCAAAAGGAUAUUCCGGUUAUUGUAUCGACUUAAUCAAUGAUAUCGCGACUAUUUUAAAAUUUGAUUAUGAAAUAUAUGUAGCUCCCGAUGGAAAAUUCGGAAAUAUGGACAUAAAGGGUAAUUGGAACGGGGUUGUUAAAGAAUUAGUGGAGAAACGAGCCGAUAUCGGGUUAGGAUCGAUGUCCGUUAUGGCUGAAAGAGAAAACGUAAUCGAUUUUACAGUUCCUUAUUACGAUUUAGUCGGAAUUACUAUUUUAAUGAAACUCCCCACGACUCCAACGUCCCUAUUCAAGUUCUUAACCGUUUUAGAAAAUGAUGUUUGGUUGUGUAUUUUAGCUGCGUAUUUUUUUACAAGCUUUUUAAUGUGGGUUUUUGAUCGUUGGAGUCCAUACAGUUACCAAAACAACCGUGAGAAAUACAAAGACGACGAAGAAAAGCGCGAAUUUAAUUUAAAAGAGUGCCUUUGGUUUUGCAUGACGUCUUUAACGCCUCAAGGCGGUGGCGAAGCGCCGAAGAAUCUUUCGGGGCGAUUGGUAGCAGCAACUUGGUGGCUUUUCGGUUUUAUCAUAAUCGCUUCAUACACGGCUAAUUUAGCCGCGUUUUUAACCGUUUCAAGAUUGGAUACUCCCGUCGAAUCUUUAGAUGAUCUCUCUAAACAGUACAAAAUCCAAUAUGCACCUUUAAAUGGGACGUCUUCGAUGACUUAUUUCGAUAGGAUGGCUAAUAUCGAAGCUAAAUUUUAUGACAUUUGGAAAGAUAUGAGUUUAAAUGAUAGCCUUUCGGAUGUUGAGCGAGCUCAGUUAGCUGUUUGGGAUUACCCUGUAAGUGAUAAAUACACCAAGAUGUGGCAAGCAAUGAAAGAAGCUGGAUUGCCGAAUACGUUGGAUGAAGCCGUGGAGAGAGUGCGCGAAUCUAGGUCUUCUAGCGAAGGGUUUGCUUUUCUUGGGGAUGCCACUGAUAUUCGAUAUUUGGAGCUAACUAAUUGCGAUCUUCAAAUGGUUGGGGAAGAGUUUUCUAGGAAACCGUAUGCGAUUGCGGUUCAACAAGGAUCUCCGUUAAAAGACCAAUUUAACACGGCAAUUCUUCAACUAUUAAAUCGUCGCCAAUUGGAGCGAUUAAAAGAAAAGUGGUGGACGAAUAACCCCAAAGCGAUGAAAUGCGAUAAAUUAGAUGAUCAAUCCGAUGGAAUUAGCAUUCAAAACAUCGGUGGUGUUUUUAUAGUGAUUUUCGUCGGGAUUGGGUUGGCUUGUAUCACUUUGGCGUUUGAGUAUUGGUGGUAUAAGUAUCGAAAAGGUGCAAAAGUUAUUACGGUUCAAGAAGUCGCCCCGCAAAACGUAACAAAAAUGGUGAAGAAGUCGAAAAAUGAGAAUCUUUCGAGGAAGAGUAGUAAAUUAUAUCCGAGAUCAAGGUUUUAA
Messenger RNA from Onthophagus taurus, 3300 nucleotides. Lineage: Eukaryota; Metazoa; Arthropoda; Insecta; Coleoptera; Scarabaeidae. The record is from RefSeq and is a predicted model, not a curated record.